AUGUUUUCCAAAUCCCUUCUCAGUGUUGCGGCGGCAGUACUGUCAUGGCAAUGCCAACCCGUCCUGUCUCAGACCUACUCAUCCUGCAACCCCCUCUACACAACUAGCUGCCCUGCCAAUACCGCCCUCGGCAAAGCAAUAAAUGUCGACUUCACGAAAGGCUCGGUCAAUUCCUUCGCAGCUACCGGAACUCCCACCUACGACUCGAGCGGUGCUCAUUUCACAAUAGCCAAAUCCGGCGAUUCUCCCCAACUCGCCAGCUUAUUCUACAUCAUGUUCGGAAAGGUCCAGGUUACAAUGAAGACAGCAAAGGGUGCCGGGAUCGUUAGCACCUUGGUUCUACAAUCGGACGAUCUGGAUGAGAUCGAUAUUGAAUGGCUUGGUGCAAGUCCGUCCGAGAUGCAGACCAAUUAUUUUGGCAAAGGCGCUGUCACAUCAUACAACCGUGGGGCUUUCAACCCUGCGCCCAACAACCAGGACCAAUUCAUUACCUACACGAUUGAAUGGACAUCAUCGCAGAUCACCUGGUCUGUCGGAAACAGCGUGGUUCGUGUCCUGAAAGCUAGUGAAGCCGAUGCAAAUAAUUAUCCACAAACACCAAUGCAAAUCAAGUUUGGAACUUGGUCGGGUGGAGAUCCUUCGAACCCCCCUGGGACAAUUGGCUGGGCCCGAGGUCCCACCGAUUAUUCAAAAGGCCCAUUCACGAUGAGCGUGCAAUCUAUUGCUGUCACCGAUUAUUCAACCGGGACGCAAUACAAGUACGGCGAUACCAGUGGAUCUUGGCAAUCAAUCCAAGCCGUGGGUGGAAAAGUCAAUGGCAACGAAGGAUCCGCAGGCGCUCCAGUGUCGAGCGCCGCCGUACCAGCCGUCUCCUCCGCAUCAGUAACAAUCCCGGCCGGAUUUGGCAACUCCCACACUGAUACGGCUCAUCAGACGGGAUGGCCAUGGGUUGCUUCACCAACUGGGAUGUCAACAGCAACUGCCGCCAACACGGCAAUUGCUGGAGUUCCAAGCGGUUGGAUCAUCACCUCAGAGGGGAAAAUCGUCCCUGUAAAUUCUGCAGCAGUGACUGUGCAGCCGUUGCCCGUCCUCUUCUGGCCAAUUGUCCUCAUGAUACUUGCCGUCAUCGGGCGCUAG
Venustampulla echinocandica is the source of this 1137-nucleotide messenger RNA. RefSeq lists its product as uncharacterized. Gene Ontology annotation, biological process: carbohydrate metabolic process; fungal-type cell wall organization. Gene Ontology annotation, cellular component: fungal-type cell wall. The record is from RefSeq and is a predicted model, not a curated record. The transcript has 2 exons. Bases 1 to 1137 code for a protein of 378 amino acids. NCBI's taxonomy places the organism in Eukaryota, Fungi, Ascomycota, Leotiomycetes, Helotiales, Pleuroascaceae. Gene Ontology annotation, molecular function: glycosyltransferase activity; hydrolase activity, hydrolyzing O-glycosyl compounds.